CCCCUCCCCAAACCCAGAAAAGUAUAUUAAUCUGCAUACAGCACAUGGCGAAACAGGCAUCGCAUGCCAGAUCGCGGCGCUGCUCUCACCCCACGGACUCCGCCCCGCCCAUCUCCUGCCCGAAAGUUCGUGUACAUAAAGCAGUGACUGGCGAGUCGAACGACACCAGAGCAUCACCCCGCACUCCACUGAAGAAUGGGCUCCGAACAGACUGAGAACGAGAGUGCGCCCGGGGCCCGCUUCCCCGUCGUGGCCCCCUCCGCCUUGUCCGCAGACCAAAAGCCUGUCCAUGAUCACAUCACCGAAGUCUCGAAAUUUGUGUUCGGCGCGCAUCCGCCUUUCGAGUGGACCGACAAAGAGGGCGGCCUCAUCGGGCCCUAUUCUGUGAUCCUCUACACGCCCUCGACCGGCACCGGCUUCUUCGACCACGCCAUCAAACUCGGCACCGACAGCCGCCUCCCGAUCCGCGUCAAGGAACUCGUCAUCCUCGCCGUCGGCGGUCACUUCGAUGCCGCCUACGAGAACUACGCGCACGCGCGCCUCGCCAAGCUCAUCGGCCUGCGCAUCGACCAGAUCGCGGAUGCGCUCGCGGGCCGCGAAGCAAAGGACUUGGGCGCCGGCGAGGUGGCGGCGUUUCGGCUGGCGCUGGCCAUGGUCAGCGGGAGGGGGCCUGUGAGUGAGGAGGUGUGGAAGGGGGUGCAGGAGAGCUUUUCAAGGGAGGAGAGUGCCGCGUUGGUGUGUUUGAUUAGUAGUUAUGCGUAUAUUGCGAUGACAUUGAAUGCGGCUGGGGCGCCGGCGCCGGGGCCGGUGAUGCCGGAGUGAGGAUGGAGGAGCGAGUGGAGUAGUUGGGAAGAGGUAGUUGAUACUCGAGAGACUGUCGGUGAUGGCCAUCGCUGUGCUGACUCAGUUGAACCGCAGGUGUACUUGGUACUUGUUUGUGGAGGGCUUAGACGGCUAUUCAUCGGUUUUGAGGUAGUCACGGUGGCUGGAACAUGCAGCAGUGUACUGUGUCGUGCCCAUGCCGUGCGUAGAUGUCAAUUCUGAUAUCGCCGUUCUCUGUGCCGAUGUUCCUAGCUCCAAUAGGCAAAGACCUGUAUCACGGUACCAUCGAAAGGGGUAAUGGGCCUAGUCCAAAGGUUUACCGGUACGAUGCAUGGUCUCCAGGUCUGUUUGCUUACUUGGGCACUCCCCUUCUCC
Molecule: messenger RNA, 1197 nt
Organism: Paraphaeosphaeria sporulosa
Lineage: Eukaryota; Fungi; Ascomycota; Dothideomycetes; Pleosporales; Didymosphaeriaceae
Exons: 2
Coding region: 196-822 (208 amino acids)
Molecular function (GO): peroxiredoxin activity
Source: RefSeq, a predicted model, not a curated record